This is a messenger RNA of Brenthis ino (lesser marbled fritillary), 819 nucleotides long. The record is from the annotation of a GenBank genome assembly. Lineage: Eukaryota; Metazoa; Arthropoda; Insecta; Lepidoptera; Nymphalidae.
AUGGCGUUACCAGCUGCACAGCCAGCCGAGAUUCUACGCGCUUGGCAAAAAGAUGAUUUGUAUGAGAAACAAUUUGCUGGAUUCUUAGCUAGAUUAAUGCCUCCACAUCACGCAUCGAAAGCUGUACCAGUGUCAUCGUUAGUAUACAAGUCUUUCACGACUCUCAAAGACUUGCAAACACUUGGAGAAGAAUAUUCAGGGAUUGUUCAAGUUGAUGAAACAUACCACAAGUUGCCGACAUUUAGUAGUAGACUCAUUAGUAUCCUUCUUUCAGCUUUUGGUGAAAAUUUAACUAGAAGAUUACUUAAUUAUAUAGAAAAACAGAUUGAAAAGAAUGCAACUUUAAAACCUGAAGCACAAAAUUUGAUUCUAGUUAUUUUAAAAACACUAAAUAAUAUAGUUCCACAAAUUGAAAGCAUUCAUCGGGCACUUUCAUACAUCACUGGCGGGCCAUUACAAAUUGGUAAAACUGUGACUGGCAUUAAUUAUGUACAUGUUAGACCUGCAGCAGCUGCAUAUUAUGCUCAUUUAAGAUUAUUAGGAAUGGUUACUCUUUUACAUGCAUUUAUUUCAUGUGGACAAACAUUCUAUCAAGCUAAGAAAUAUAUUGAUGAAAUGAAAGAUUUUCCUAAUGAAGUGGAUAGUAGUAAGUCCUGUGUAGCAUGCUUAGAAGAAAUAAUCCAGCCCUGUGUUUUGCAAUGUGGUCAUUUGUUUUGUAUGAACUGCUGUUAUGGGGCAUUAGAAACCUGUCCUUUAUGUCGGACCCCAUUUACUAAAAAUACUGUGAUUCCUUUAAUGAAUUACAGACCUGGUAAAGUG